Ipomoea triloba (trilobed morning glory) is the source of this 928-nucleotide messenger RNA. RefSeq lists its product as uncharacterized. The record is from RefSeq and is a predicted model, not a curated record. Lineage: Eukaryota; Viridiplantae; Streptophyta; Magnoliopsida; Solanales; Convolvulaceae. Bases 172 to 780 code for a protein of 202 amino acids. The transcript has 2 exons.
UUUAAAAUGACAAUAAAAACUAGAAAUGUAGAACGAUUUUAGCUCGAUCUUUGAUACCUCCUACAUAUAUAUUGAAUACAUGCAUCUGCUCAGACGGCUCCCACCCCUCCCGUGAUCAAUUUCAUGCAUAUUAUUCUUGGGGGAUUAAUUUAUUUGCAACAUUGAUCAGGUAUGGAUCCAUUGGGAAACGCAAGAGUCGUUCGGCUGAAAGAACACAACAAAGGGAAGUAUCUGGUCGCGAAUAACGACGAGAAGACGUUGAAGCAGGGCCGCGAUGGUUCCUCAGUAAACGCGCUUUGGACGGUGGAAGUGGUCGACGGGCAACGCUACCUGCGGCUGAGGAGCUGCCACGGGAAAUACCUGACGGCGUCAAACAUGCCGUUAAUCCCCAGGGGGAGGUGCCAGAGGGUGGUGGCGAGUUUGCCGGACCGAAAGACCUCCUCCACGGAGUGGGAGGUGGAAGGGGAAGGGAUCGUGCGCCUCAAGACUCGCUACGGCCAAUUCCUCAAGCGGAACGGCGGGAUCAUGCCGUGGAGGAACUCGCUCGUGCACAACAACCGCGUCAGGAGAUCCUCGCUCUGGGAAAUCGAGGUGGUCGAUGCUGAGGCCGCCGCCUUCGAGGAGGAGGCGGCGGCGGCGGCGGUUAGCCACCACCAACGUUCUGCCUCUGAUUCCGCCAUCGUCAAAUCGCAAGCUUUCGCUGCCAUUAAGUUCCCCAAUCUGGCUGGUUUGAAGCUUAAACGUUCCGGACAAGAUGAAGGAUCGCGUGAUGUGUGCUGAAUUAUUAGAGGUGUACGUUCAUUCUAGUUUUAGGAGGUUUUUCGUUUUUCUUGUCCCCCAAUUUUUUGUAAUUGAUUUUUUUUUUUGGGAGGUGUAAUUGAUUCUGAUUUUAUAUGAAUGAAACCUAUAAUUAUUCACAAAACCGAAA